CAAGAGACUAUAUUUAGGCUUACACAUUGAGAGAAUUUGAUGAGUCAAAGUGCUUAGAUAAACAGUGACAAAAGUCAAAACUGGACAAAUAUUCUGGGACGGAGAUAGUAAAUUUCUUUUUUUUAUUUGUUUGCCAAUUAGAAUAGGAAACUUUCUCAAGUCAAAGCAGCCCAUCCAACAACCCUUUGGUGGCGGAGCCUUCUCAAUGAAUCUGGUGCAAACUACAAAUAAGGGCAAGGUCAUUACUACAUUGUUGGAGGUUUCUAUACGAUACGCGCUGCCGUCUCCAAUUUGAUACUUUUAAUGUGUUUGGGAAAAAGGCGGAGCGUUGUUUCUUGAAUUAUCAAUCAUCUGGUAAGUUUGUGGCAGCCGUUGAUCAGUUCAUGCAACUAUGGAGGGGCACGAAAAUGAGCAGUCUGCACGUUGAUUUCGACCUCGGAAAGGAUCACGCUUCGCGCAUUGAUAGGUGGGUUGUGACUGCUUUUAGAAUGGGCGUUGAGGAAGUUUGCCUUUAUUUCCCUCCUCAUUUCGAUCCAAGUCGUGAGAUGUAUUCGUUCCCUUGUUGCGAUCUCGUGGAGGAGGAGGACGUUGACAAGUUGCCGUCAUCUUCUUCUUUGAAAUGUCUGUGCCUGAGAUGUUGCAAUUUACAUCUCUCUCCUCCUAGAUGUAAAAGUUUGUUAAGUCGUUUAACGAUGCCCGACUUGAGUCGCGUCCCUUUACACGAGAGUGGAGUGAGGUGUACCCUGUCGGGUGGUUUGAAUGAUCUCACAUCACUUACAUUGUCUCUGUGCUGCUUGCCUGCCUGGACUACUUUUCAUUGAUAACGGUGAGCUCCCUUGCUUGAAGAAACUAACCAUCGAUGACAGAUCGAUAACAGUCAAGCUGAACUGCCCUAAUCUUGAGUCAUUUAAAUUUAGUGGAGACUCAGCAGAGAUGAUCUUUGCCCAUGUCCCGAAAUUGAGAAAAGUGGACAUAUUGUUCUGGGUCGCUAUGCACUCGUGCUUGGCGAUAUUGGAUGACCUCACCAGAAAUGUUCCCCAACUUGAAGCUUUAUCCCUUUGCAUGAAUACCGAGGUAAUACUCCCAAUGUCUGGACAUGUUACUAGGUCGUGUCUAAGGAAGCUCGAUCUACACGUUUGGAUCCCAUUGGGUUUUGAUGUUUUAAGUAUCAUUUACAUGUUAAAUGCUUCUCCAUUCCUUGAGAUAUUGAAUCUAAAGGUUUGUCUUCGUGCAGGCACCAUAGAGAGACAAGGAGGAGAUUAUGGCAAUUGCUCACAUUUUCGGUUGAAAGAAGCCAAAAUUGAAGGAUUUAGUUUUCGUUUAAACACAUUGAUACUUGUAUUAUGCUUGCUCAGGAAAGCUGUGGCUCUUGAGCACAUGAUCAUUAAAACCAUAAAUGGGUGUUCAAAGACAAAACAGACGUUGACAUCGCUUCUGCAGAAGAAUAUCAUCACUACAAAAGCACAAGUGAUAAUCCAAUGAUUUUCAAUUUGACUGUGAGAAGAUCGAAUAUGAUGCAGCAGAUUAUUAUGUUGUUUUUUAUUUCUUCAACUACUGUCUGACCU
This is a messenger RNA of Cuscuta campestris, 1565 nucleotides long. The record is from the annotation of a GenBank genome assembly. NCBI's taxonomy places the organism in Eukaryota, Viridiplantae, Streptophyta, Magnoliopsida, Solanales, Convolvulaceae.